GGAGAUUAAUUAAAUUGGCCUACCUUGCAGGGCUGUUGGAGGAUUGCUGCGCAAAACCGAACCCUACAAGUGAUAAUGGGAAGGCUAAGGGUGACGUAGGAUCCUAAGCCUUCCUAAAGUAAAGGCCCAAGAGGUUGCUUUCUGUGCAGCUGGGUGCAAAAUUCUGUGACAUCUCCAGUGGACGGAGGGGUGCUUCUGAUUUAUCCAGUGCUUUUUUUUUGGCGAGGGUUUUCAGGAUAAAAGCUCAGCCCUUCCUCCUGUUAUUGUCGUCAACUACAUAAAGGGGUUACCUGUAAACCCCACCCUCUUUCCCACGUGUAAAUAACACCCGAGACUACCGUGCAGGGCUGUGGUCAGCCGUUCUUCCGCCGCUCCGCUGUUCAGUGUGGAGAAGGGAGGACGAAACGGGGUUCUUGCAAGCGAUUUGCUCUCACACUCGCUUUUCAAAAGAUGGAGGGGGAGAGGCAGAGGGCCCUUGAACACCAAAUAUAGACAAGAAGUGGGGGCUGAAGCGCCCCCCCCCCCCCACGAAUUGCAGUUGAUCUCCAGACUACAGAGAUCUGUUUCCCUAUGAAAUUAUUACUACUAGUACUAGUAGUUGUAAAACUUAUAGCAACUAGGCGAAACCCCUUCCAAAUUCUUCUCUUCACUGGCAAUGCCCCCAGUUCUUCAGGAAUUCCUCAACCCGGACUUGGCACCCUGGAAAGUCUCUCUGAAGUUGAUCACAGUUGCUUAGCUCUGAGGGGAGCAAAGGGUUCCUUUCAUUAAGUUCCUUUCACCUUUUCCCCCACCCCCCAAAAAUGUGACUUCGCCGCCUCCUUCCUUAUGCUGUGAAACACCUGGAGAUUUCAGACCCACAGAGGAACUCCCCAUGGUAAACAGAAAAGGCUCUGGGGAAUGGCCUUCGGAUAUCAGUAACUUUUGUCAGUGAAGAAGGAUAAGCAAGUAUCAAUCCCUUCAAGCUGGAGGCUGAGGCAUCCUCUUUGAGCAAUGUACCACAAGUCAAGAAGGCUGUUUGGAACUGAGAAGUUUUCCUAGGAAUCAACCUGACUGGAGAGCCAACACUUAAUCUCUGGUUCUGGAUUUUGGGGGGUAGAGCCAAGAAUGAACGUGACAAAGGAGCAAAUAUCUGCAGGACCAGAACAAGAAGAGGGCCCAGACAGAGCAGGAGAAACUAUCAGGAUAGUUCAUUCUGAAGAUAUGGUGGAGCGGCCCAGAUGGAGAGUGUGGCGAGCGGACAGAGAGGAACCACGCUGGGAAGCCCCAUGGCAGGACCUCCUGGGAGGGCUGGAGUCCCCUCACUUGAGGUGGGAGAAGGAGCCUGGCCCCUGGGAAGACACUAAGUCCUUUUUGGCUUCCUUCGAGCAAGUGGCCCAGGCCUGCCAGUGGCCCAGGAAAGAGUGGGCCGCUCGGCUCCUGCCGGCACUCAGUGGAGAAGCCCAGCAGGUCUUUGCAAGCCUGGAGGCCAGAGACAGAGAGGAUUAUGGGAAAGUGAAGGUGGCCAUCUUGCGCUGGGAAGCCAACCGCAUGGAAACCCUACGGCAACACUUCAGACAGUUCCGCUCCCAAGAGGUGGAAGACCCGCGCCGGAUCUACAGCCAGCUGCAGGAGCUUUGCCGUCGGUGGCUGAGGCCAGAGAGGCACUCGAAGGAGCAGAUCCUGGAGUUGCUGAUCCUGGAGCAGUUCUUGGCCAUCCUGCCGCCAGAGCUGCAAAGCUGGAUCAGGGCUGGAGAGCCAGAAACUUGUGCCCAGGCUGUGGCCCUGGUAGAGGAUUUCCUGCUGAGCCAGCAAGAGGCCGAAGCAGAGAAAUGGCAGCUUCCACAGGAGGUCUACCUGGGUUCCCCAGAUGCAGAGGAUGAGUCCUCAGAUGCCGUGCCGAGAGAGAUCUACGAGGAUGCCAAACAGAACGGCGGUGGGGAGAGCAGCCCAUUAGGCAGGGGAGCGAAAGGCUUGAAUAGCUCUAGUCUGUUGCAUUCACCUGAAGGACAGCAAGUGGCCGGAACGGAGCAGACAGAGGGACUGAAGAAUCUUAAGGAAGCAGGUGUGGCUGUCCAGGUGAUCGAGCAGAGCCCAACAGAGCUUGGCCCAAGGACUAUGUUUUGGCAAGUCCUGCAAGAGGACGGGAAGAAUGUAGGUUCUUUGGAGGGGCUUUUGGUUCCUAAACCUGACCUCCUUUCUCAUCCAGAAAAAGAGGAAGUGAUGUUCAUCCAGUUCCCGGAGGAAAGAGGGAGGCUUUCUGGUCCAGGUUCAGGUGUCAAAAGAGGGAUUAAGGUCAAAGUAAAGAAUUCGCAUUGUGGGGAAAGCGGGCCAGAGGAAACGGUGCUGGAUUUAACCCAUGAGCUGGCAGCAUCUCCAGAGAUCCAAGAGGAAAGAUACACAUUCGAAAGGCUACCUGGAAGAAAGCUCGCGAAGGGAAGGAAUGAGUCCAGCACGCUCACGAGAAUUCGUACGGUGGCCGACAGCGAAACUGCAGUGCACCCGGGGCCCGAGCUGGCCUCGGACUCCAAGUAUGGGAGACGAUGCCACUACAAAUCAGGACUUGUCAUGAUCCGUGCUGAAGAAGACUCCUAUGAAUGCCCUGUGUGGGGGGAAGAAUUCCAGCAAAACCCAUACCUUCAUAACAAGAGUAUGCUGCAGUUUCUCGGGCAUCCGAGCACCUAUCCAGUGGAAAAUGGCUACGAGUGCUCUGAAUGUGGGAAGAAUUUAUCUUGCCGAAGGACACUCAAGGCCCAUAAGAGAAUCCACACCGGGGAGAGACCUUACGAAUGUUCCUAUUGUGGGAAAUUCUUCAGCCACAGCAUGAAUUUGAAGCGGCAUCAGAAACUUCACACCGGCGAGAGCCUCUACGAAUGCCCCGAGUGCGGCAAAACCUUUUACCGGCGUGAUAAAUUCAUCGAACAUCAGAGGAUUCAUACAGGGGAGAAACCUUAUGGGUGUCUUCAGUGUGGGAAGAGCUUUAGCCACAGAGGCACGCUGGUCAGCCACCAGAGAAUCCACAUAGGGCAUUGACAGGGCUGAGAUUGGGAAUGUUUGGUUUUUCAUCAGAAACUCUUCAAUAGCAAAUCUAAUUGUUACACUCCUGAAAAUCCAAGAGGCAGAGAAGCCUUUUGUUUUUACAAAAAAAAACUGAGUGUAAUGCUGAUACCACAAUAAUAUUCAACUGACGUGAACAAAAGACAUCUUCAGAGUAGAAUCAUUAAUUUGCUACGGGCGGUGAGGGAGGGUGGCAAAAGAGGACAAAAUCGUUGCUGUCCAUUGUAUUAAAAUAUCCAUUUAA
Sphaerodactylus townsendi is the source of this 3277-nucleotide messenger RNA. Its product is annotated as zinc finger protein 397-like. The record is from RefSeq and is a predicted model, not a curated record. Gene Ontology annotation, molecular function: RNA polymerase II cis-regulatory region sequence-specific DNA binding; DNA-binding transcription factor activity, RNA polymerase II-specific. Gene Ontology annotation, biological process: regulation of transcription by RNA polymerase II. The coding region runs from base 1105 to 3009 and encodes 634 amino acids. The transcript has 8 exons. Lineage: Eukaryota; Metazoa; Chordata; Lepidosauria; Squamata; Sphaerodactylidae.